Rubroshorea leprosula is the source of this 4199-nucleotide messenger RNA. Lineage: Eukaryota; Viridiplantae; Streptophyta; Magnoliopsida; Malvales; Dipterocarpaceae. The record is from the annotation of a GenBank genome assembly.
CUCUGCUUCCUGAAGUCGGUCAAAAAAAAAAUCUAUUCCCCUUUAUUCGUGCUCCUUCCACUGUGAUUCCGUUGCGAAUUAGCAACUCCGACUGGAUUCAUCGUCUUCCUCGGUCUACGUCAUCGGCGGCCGCGCACUGCCGCAGCGAAGCUUCGUUUCGCACUUCUUAAGUAGCAAUUGGCUUGCGGAAUUCAGGUCUCUAUAAAUUCUCAGGUUGAAAUGAGAAACGGAAUAUCGCUUUCUCUGGAAUUCUUUUGAUUGCGAACUGAAUUUAACAAGAUGCAAUCUGAUUAUGAUAUUAAUAAGCUGUUUCAAGAAGCUCAAACCCGAUGGUUGAAGCCAGCGGAAGUGCUCUUUAUACUACAGAAUAAUGAGAAGUACUUGCUUACUCAGGAGCCUCCUCACAAACCAACAAGUGGAUCUUUGUUGCUUUUUAACAAGAGGGUCACCCGGUUUUUCCGUAAAGAUGGUCAUAGUUGGCGUAAAAAGAGGGAUGGGAAAACUGUUGGGGAAGCACAUGAAAGACUUAAGGUUGGAAAUGUUGAAACUUUAAAUUGUUACUAUGCUCAUGGAGAGCAUAACCCCAACUUUCAGCGACGUAGCUAUUGGAUGCUGGAUACGGCACAUGAGCAUAUUGUUCUUGUUCACUAUAGAGAGAUAAAUGAGGGAAAGCCCAGUCCCGAAUCGAUUUCACAGUCACCAGGAUUAUCUUCUGCUGUUAGUCCGAGUUCAAACUCCCAUACUUCUCAAAAUCCAGGAUCUAACUCUGUAAUCAGUGACAUAUAUGAACCAUCUCAGAGUUUAUCGAGUCCUGGGUCUGUAGAAGUUAGCUCUAAUAUAGGUAUCAAGAACAAAGGGGUAGAUAACGCAGAAAAGCAUACCAGCUCAGCUGACAUUGAAGUUGGUCAAGCUUUAAGAAGGCUUGAGGAACAGUUAAGCUUGACUGAGGACACCAUCAAAGAUAUCAGUCCGUUCUCCAGCAAAGAUGAUGAUUUAGAGAUUCUGGAAUUUGGAAAGGAGAUCUUCAAGCAGGAACCACUGCAUGGACAAGAUUAUAUUCUACAAGAUCAACUUUAUACUGGGAUGGGAAACUAUCCAAAUAAUCUAAUGCUAUCUUCCGACAGAGGUUUGUUAGGUGAAAAUGGAGGAUAUUACCAAGCAAAUAGCAAUGACUAUGUAGAUGACCCUGAGGAAUCUCUAUACUGGAUGAAUGUCUUAGAAACAGGCAAGACUUCAUCCCAUGUUGAAUCACAGGGAAAGCUACAAUCUUCUUCAAUGAGGGGAGCAGCAGAGCAACAGGAGUUGUCUUAUUGGUCGAAUUAUGAUGCAUCCAACAUUCAAGAUUAUUUUAUGUUACAACCUCAAGAAGUUAGGAGUGCUGAUAUUCCUCCACAUUCUUCUGCAAUAGAAACUGUUGAAACCAACUCUGAUUACUAUACAAUGCUUUUCAACCAAGGCCAAAUAGGAAGUCCCCUUCCAGCAGAUUCAAAUGUAAUUAUUGCACAAAAGCAGAAAUUCACCAUUCAGGAAAUAUCCCCAGACUGGGGUUACUCCACUGACUCUACAAAGGUCAUUAUUGUUGGCUCUUUUCUAUGUGAUCCAUCAGCAUCAGUCUGGGCAUGCAUGUUUGGGGAGACUGAAGUUCCUGUCAAGAUCCUCCAGGAAGGUGUCAUCUGUUGUGAAGCUCCUCCUCACCGUCGUGGGAAGGUCAAUCUCUGCAUCACUUGUGGAAAUCAGGAGUCCUGUAGUGAAGUCAGGGAAUUUGAAUAUCGUGCUAAGACGAGUAGUUCUGACACAGAAGCCCCAAAGAGUACAGAAGAGCUCCUGAUACUUGUUCGAUGUGUGCAAAUGCUUCUUUCUGAUCUGCCACCUCAGAAAGGAGGAAGCACAGAAUCAGGAAUACAUCUUCUGAGGAAGUUGAAAGCUGAUGAUGAUUCAUGGAAUCAUGUGAUAGAGGAUCUUUUAGUUGGCAAUGGGAAUUCCUCUGGUACCAUUUAUUGGCUUCUACAAGAACUUCUAAAGGAUAAGCUGCAACAAUGGCUAUCUUCUAGAUCCAAGGAAGCAUGGAAUCAGCCAGGCUGUUCCUUGUCCAAGAAGGAGCAGGGAAUAAUACACAUGGCUGCUGGGUUGGGCUUUGAGUGGGCUUUAAAUGCAAUUCUAAGUCAUGGAGUCAGUAUAAAUUUCCGUGACAUUAAUGGAUGGACUGCUCUUCAUUGGGCUGCACGUUUUGGAAGGGAAAAAAUGGUAGCUGCCCUUGUAGCUUCUGGUGCUUCAGCUGGGGCAGUGACAGAUCCCCAUUCACAAGAUCCAAUUGGCAAAACUGCAGCAUCUAUUGCUGAAUCCAGUGGGCAUGUGGGACUUGCUGGUUAUCUCUCAGAGGUGGCACUAACUAGCCAUCUUUCUUCCCUUACACUGGAAGAAAGUGAGUUUUCUAAAGGCUCAGCAGAGAUGGCUGCAGAAUUGACUGUGAAGAGCAUCUCCAAGGGGGCCACUGCCUCCAUUGAGGAUCAACUUUCACUUAAAGAUACCCUUGCUGCAGUCAGGAAUGCAGCUCAAGCUGCUGCACGAAUACAAAAUGCUUUUCGUGCCCAUUCCUUCAGGAAACGACAACAGAUAGAAGCUGCUGUCGCUGCUGCAGCUCUGGAUGAGUAUGGUCUCUGUGCAGAUGACAUUCAAGAGCUUUCUGCCUUGUCAAGGCUAACCUAUGGAAAUGCUCGUCAUUACAACACAGCUGCUUUAUCUAUUCAGAAGAAAUAUCGAGGUUGGAAAGGUCGUAAAGAUUUUCUAGAACUUCGCCAGAAAGUUGUGAAGAUACAGGCUCAUGUAAGAGGUUACCAGGUGAGGAAGAAAUACAAGGUCAUUUGUUGGGCUGUUGGUAUUCUAGAUAAGGUCAUACUACGUUGGCGAAGGAAAGGAGUUGGUUUGCGAGGUUAUCGUCCUGAGACAGAACCAAUUGAUUCAAGUGAAGGUGAAGACGAGGACAUUCUCAAAGUAUUUCGCAGACAGAAAGUGGAUGGGGCUAUUGAUGAAUCUGUUUCCCGUGUGCUGAACAUGGUUGAUUCUCCAGAUGCACGUCAGCAAUAUCGUCGGAUGCUUGAAAAAUAUCGCCAAGCUAAGGCUGAACUUGCUGACACAAGUAAACCAGCAGUGUCAAUUUCUGUAGAUGAUAUAGCUAAUAUGGUGGAUGAUGAUUUCUUCUAAUUUCUGUGGAAGAUCCAGUUAAUCGUCUUAACAUUGCUCGGCAAAUAUGAAAUACCUGCUCGAUAAUUUUCUAGAUUUAGUUUGUACAUGAUGGCCUGCAUUUCCGAGAAAAAUUUAGUAAGUCUUUUUUUUUUUUUUUUAAUCCUGGUCUACCCAUAGUAAGUCUUUUGAUUUGUGCAUUUGCCAUACAAUUCUGCUGUAAAUGCAUUGCCUGUAGUUAUAACUAAUUGCUGUAAAUGGUUUCCGGUAGGUUUGAUUAAGCUUCAGUACCCAUUUAGGCAGUUUCUCUCUCUACAUCAGUCAUUUAUUGUUUGAGUUUUUUUCUUCAAUUAUCAGCCUCUAUUUUCCUCUGGUUUCUGUUUCAUUUUGAAAAGGGGGGCGACCUUUAGGGUCUCCUUUCAUCAAUUAUUAUAGUGGUAUGGUAUGCUGGUAUGGUACAGUCUAUAUUUAGUUGAAUUGUAUACAACUUUUUUUCUUUAUUACAAAAGGAAAAAGGGGUGGGAAGAAAUUUCUAUUUUCACUGAUUACUGAUCACUUAUUGAUUUGAAUGGAAAUAAUCACCUAAUUUUACAACAAAUGUGAUCAUGUCAUAUGUUAUCCAUGUUGGCAAGUAUUUCACUGGCUGAAGGUUGUUCGUGUAGAACUCUUUGGAUAAGAUUGAGUAGUUAUUUCCAUAAUGGUAGCGAAACCAUUUCCUUAUUGCGAGCUUACAGGAGUAUAAUUGGCAGCAUCAACAAAUUAAUUGGUUUGUUUCAGAUAUCACGCUACCGUUGGUUUUUUAGGAUGCUAUCGUAAAUCUCCACCAUGCUGCCAAGGUGUUAUAAAUACCUAAUUAUAAGAUCAAGCAAAGGAUCGACACGUCACACAGCAAACUCAGCACAAUUUCUCUUUAUACUCAGAUUCAUCUUAGUCCCUUUAGUUUAGUUUUAAUUCUACGCUUUAAUCUAGAUUAGUUUAGCAAUUCAGUUCUCUUUUUGUCAGAUUUGCAAUGGUGAGUU